This is a messenger RNA of Acanthaster planci (crown-of-thorns starfish), 3032 nucleotides long. It is a transcript of the gene wnt1, whose product is annotated as Wnt family member 1. The record is from RefSeq and is a predicted model, not a curated record. Gene Ontology annotation, cellular component: extracellular region. Gene Ontology annotation, biological process: multicellular organism development; neuron differentiation; cell fate commitment. Gene Ontology annotation, molecular function: cytokine activity; frizzled binding. NCBI's taxonomy places the organism in Eukaryota, Metazoa, Echinodermata, Asteroidea, Valvatida, Acanthasteridae.
UUGGGCGAUUCUUACCCAGCAUGCAACGCGCGCAUCGGUUCCUGGGGUGAGAAGAUUUCCAUAGGCAGAACAAAACGGCGGAAGGAGUGAGAGGCUUUUCACCAUCUCCCACUCGGGGUCCCCCGAGCAACAAAUCAUUAGAAGAGAUAAAUUAUUUCAUUUUAAUUGCCAGCUAGUUUGAAGUCGCGGUGGCACAUUGGUGAUUCAUUACCUCUUUCGAAAAAAAAGUGACAGGUACAGGGAUGACAGGCCCUGACAAACGCCGGCACGUGCGGGGUGCAAUAGAGAAUACGAAGAGACGUCAAGUAUAGUGAGGCCGAACCAGUUUACCGCCCGGGUGGAGAGGACCUUGUGGGCUAAAGUGACCACGACCGUGACAAAGAGUUAGCCGGCCCCAUUCUUCGUCUACACACAUCUUCUGAAGAAAAAAAGUCCCCUCUUUUUUGACUUUACCGGCCGCGCGUCUUGAUCCUGCCGCUUGGUAUUUAAAAGACUUCAAAGCAGCCGGCAAGACAUCAAAGCGCAUCAGAGAAGACCAUCAAACCUGCCCGAGACCUGCGGACCCACCGCACGCUUUUGUUUUGUUUUGGUUCUUUUUGCUUUCCUUGGAUGUUCGGUUACGUCUCAACAAGGGCCGAUUUCAGCUUCCAGUGUGUCCUUUGUUAGCACGUCUAGCUGGCGUUUAUGUCCCUCUCAUUAUUGGUAAAGACUGGAAGUUUCUUUAUAGGGGGAAGAGUGUUUUUACCGAAUUCCUUUUCAGUCACUGUACUUCGCUACCUCGGGAGAACAGUACGGCAAAUGUUGGUCAGCUUCUGUGAGUGAGUCCUUGAACUUCCUUUUGGAGUUUGACAGUCGUUAAAAGCCUUUCAAACAGGAGAGUAUUCGGGAGGCUGUUCAUUCUCGAGGGGAUACGGCUAAGCUUGCAGAGCGAUUCCAGGUUGACUGUAUAAAUAGCCCACUACUACAGGCUCAUCAUGAAGCUCGAAUGGCUCGUGGCUUUUUUCGUACUCCCUAUGGCCAGUCUACUAGCUAAGGAAACCACGGCAGCAUCCAGCGGCAAGUGGUGGAGCAUCGCCACCUACCCCCAAAAGUCCAACAUCGUCACCGACACGCAAGGCACAGAGAUCUCGCUGGAGCCGCAGAUGCGGCCGCUGAAUAAGCGCCAACGGCGGAUGGUGCGAGACAAUCCGGGCAUCCUACUCGCCAUCUCCCAGGCCGUCAAGACGGCCGUCACCGAGUGCAAGUUCCAGUUCCAGAACCGACGGUGGAACUGCCCCACUCUGAUGAACGUUCAGGGGGCCAACAGUCUCUUCGGCAAAAUUCUUAAUAUAGCGUGCAGAGAAACGGCUUUCAUCUACGCGAUUACCAGCGCCGCUGUCACCCACUCUGUGGCCCGCUCCUGCAGUGAAGGUAGCGUAGAGACGUGCACCUGCGACUACAAGUACCAGCGACCCAGCGGCGACGACUGGGAGUGGGGCGGAUGCAGCGACAAUAUCGCCUUUGGCCACCGCUUCUCGCAGAAGUUCGUGGACGCCGACGAGAAGGGGCGAGAUUUGCGGUUCAUGAUGAACAUUCACAACAACGAAGUUGGAAGACUGACGGUUUCGUCCGGCAUGCGACGGGAAUGUAAGUGCCACGGGAUGUCCGGCAGUUGCACCAUCCAGACCUGCUGGAUGCGCCUUCCGACCUUCCGCACCGUCGGCGAGUUCCUCAAGGACCGCUUCGACGGCGCAUCCCGUGUUGCGCUCCGCAACGAGGGAGUGCGGGGCAGCAGCGGCAGCGGCGGCUCAUCCGGCAGCGGCAGUGGCAGCGGCAGCACCAACAACAACGGCAACCGGGGCGGGCGCGGCCGAGACCGGGGCCAGCGGACCGAGGGCGGCACCGAGGCCAACUUCCAGCCCUACAACGCCAACCACAAGCCGCCGGGUGCCCGCGACCUGGUCUACUUCGACGAUUCGCCGGACUUCUGUGUGCGGAACGAGAAGGUGGGCACCCUAGGCACCGUGGGGAGGGAGUGCAACAACACCUCCCUGGGCGUGGACGGGUGUGACCUGAUGUGCUGCGGGCGGGACUAUGACGGGUCCCAGGUUCGAAUCAAAGAGAGGUGUAGCUGCACGUUCCAUUGGUGUUGCAAAGUGAAAUGCCAAGAGUGUACGACAGUAAGGACCGUAUAUCGAUGCCGGUAAAAGAUUGUAUACUGUACAUGUAUGAAUUGGUAUUUCUGUAAACAUCGUGUUCAAAACCAUGUCUUAUGUGUUUAAAUCUCACAAUUCCAGUCAUUUUGAAUUACCGGUCAGAAAAAAGAAAUUUUAAAAUUCGUGUAACAUAUUUUCUUUUUGACAUGUUUAAACAGGGACCCUCACAUAAACCCGUAGAUCGCGAUGUUUACUCCAGUGUACCUAUUUUCUUAACUGCGAUAUGCAUUUUUGGUUCCACAAAAUCUGACCUAUUCAGCACCAUCAUGCAGAAAAACUAUAAAUACCAAAAAUGUCAACCAAGAGCGCUCGAAGUAGAAACAGUGAAAAUAGCAUUUUUACCAUGAGACAUGGUGUUGUCCAUGAAUCUUUAUCAUGUAAAUAUAUAUUAUAUGAUACUUUUAUUAACUUUAAUUUAGCGUGCGAAAUAAGUAUUGUUUGAUACGGUUUAAUUUUUUAGUACAGCCUUUACCAUUGCCUAGCUGGACAUGGGACUUAAAGAAUAUUGCUGGGAAAUUCCAGCUUAAAAUGUAUGGAUAUGGACAAAAACCAGCUCACUAAGUUGCGCUGUGGCCUGAAUUCUACAUUAAAAUAUGUGUGUAAUUCAAUGAUUUUGAGCGUUGCAGCUCGGUGGCUUUAAUGUAACUAUUGGGUCAUCGUUUGCUGUACUAUCUGUGGGCUUUGUUUUCACUCUAUGGAAAUUGUCACUUUGUCUUUUGACCACUUGGACGCCGGAUGCCGUGUAAACCCCCGUGUGUACUAUUCGAGUCCAUCACAAGUCCAUUACACGUCAUUCAGUCUUAAGCCAAUUCACAAGCUAUUCAAAAGAGCUGUGAC